AUGCAGCUUUUUCUCCCACAUUUUUCCACUUUAAUUAUUUUCACAUUUUUCUUCACCUUAACUAAACAACAAAUGCAUCAAAGAAUAUCACCUAGAAAGCUGCUAAAAGAGGAUUUUUAUUUGCCAAAAAUUUCAAAAUUAAAUUAUAGAGAGGAAGUCAUUAAAAUGUUGAGACAACGAAAAAAUAUAAAUACUUGCCAAUUUGGGAAAAUUAGGCCCUUACAAAUUUUUGUUCCUAAAGCUAGAGCACUCCCUAUUAAACAGGCAAUUAAAAAUAAUUUUAAAAGUGGUUUGAUUAAUGAUUCCUCGUUGGGAAAAAAUAGAAAAAGACAACAACAACAGAGACACUAUUCUAAUAAAAAAGUUUUUAGCCAAUCCCCACCAAAUUUAAAAAUAAAACCUUUAAAUGCCGAAAAAAUUGAAAUACCAAAAUUACCUACUAUUGACGAUAAGACUGGAAUUGAACAAGAACAACAAACGCAAAAUAAUGUCAAGAAUUUACAACAACAAAAACUUCGAUUUUUUUACACCCCUUCAAACACUGUUGUAAAUCAAGACUUUACAUUUGCACAAAACACGCCUGGAUUUGCUUGUGCAUAUGGUAAUAAAAUACUAACUAAAAAUACAUCAGAAAAAUCAGUAACAAACACAUAUAAGGGAAAAUACAUAUGUAUUUUCACUAUCUUAAAAAAGUGUUUUCCGGAAAAACCAGAAUUAUUAAAAAUACAUUUUGGAAAAUACAGAUAA
This is a messenger RNA of Meloidogyne enterolobii, 747 nucleotides long. The record is from the annotation of a GenBank genome assembly. Lineage: Eukaryota; Metazoa; Nematoda; Chromadorea; Rhabditida; Meloidogynidae.